This is a messenger RNA of Cajanus cajan (pigeon pea), 393 nucleotides long. RefSeq lists its product as uncharacterized. The record is from RefSeq and is a predicted model, not a curated record. Lineage: Eukaryota; Viridiplantae; Streptophyta; Magnoliopsida; Fabales; Fabaceae.
AUGAGAAGGAAAAUCCGUGACCCCUCUGUGGUUCGCUCUUCCAUUGUUCUGCUACAAGAGAGAUUUAAACAGUUGCAUAGAGCGAAAGAAAUGAGGAAGAAGAGAGACUUGCUGAAGAUGCUCACUACUGAACCUAAACAUUUCAAUUCCAAACCCACUACGAGGCAGUUUUUCCACCCUGAACUGAUCAUGCCAUCAAGGUCACCCCCCCAUGUUUCUCUUUCUCUGUGGCCAACUUCGCCGCGCAUGCAAGAGUACAACAAAAGCACUAUUGAGACCCCAAUACGCUCCAUUGAUUGUACACAUACACAGUCUCUUCAGGCUUCAAUGAAGAACGUAUAUGAUUGGGAUUCCGGUUCUGACUCUGGUGUUGAUACUUCUCUUCACCUGUAA